CCCCGCAUCCCAUAUACACACAUCACCACAGAUCCGCACACAUCACCAAACCAUGACGACUCUCUCCCCAAGCACGACCUUCACCUACCCACGACACUACAACUUCCCGCCAUUCUUCACGCGACAGCCACAGCUCACGACGUUCCACGCGCAAUGUCGCAAAUGGUCGUUGCUGAUCCAAGCCUACUGUCGUUUCCACCGACUCUUCCGGCUACCGCUGGACUCGCCGCUGUUUACGAACGAGCGCUUGAAUAGAAGGCUGGUGCCGGAAGACGCGAGAGCCGUGUUGGAUUUUAUGAGGAGUGAGGGGAGGGCUGAGUGGGUGAGGGGCGGAGAGGAGAGGAGCGUUGCGUGGGUGUGGUGGAGGACGCCCGAGGAAUGGGCGGGGAUUAUUGGGGAUUGGGUCGAGGAAACGGCGCAGAAGAAUACGGUGCUGACAUUGUAUGAGUUGACGGAGGGAGAGGCGACAGUGUCGCAAGAAUUCCAUGGCAUGGAUCCCGAGGUGCUGCAAAGAGCUCUGGCUAUUCUCGUCAAGCGCGGCAAGGCACAGGUAUUUGGACAGGAGGAUCAACAGGGCGUCAAGUUUUUCUAGGGAGCGGCGGUGAGGUCAAGGCGUUUGAACAUCGACAUGGAGUUUUAUGAUAUGGGAUAUCUCGUUGCUGCAUACAUGGGUUUUCACACCUUGUUACACCCCCCUUGGAAUACAGGGUAUGACCUAUCACGACACCACCACCAUAAGCGCCAUGCCACCAACGAAACAGAAACGCACACGACCUUAUGACUCGUUUUGAGCCAAGUACUGCUCACUCCACUUCAGCUGCUGAGACAUCGCAACGUCUAGGAGCCACUCAUGAACUACAAUCCUUGGUAUCAUGUUACCCGCCUUUGCCAUCUCGUUGAACUUCGGCCAGAGCCUCCUCUCCUCCGGCCGCAGGCCAGUGAGCAGAUACACUGGCUCAGGUGGCCCUUCAUCAUCUUCAGGAUUUGUUGGCUUGAUUGUGGAC
Molecule: messenger RNA, 1004 nt
Organism: Amorphotheca resinae ATCC 22711
Lineage: Eukaryota; Fungi; Ascomycota; Leotiomycetes; Helotiales; Amorphothecaceae
Exons: 3
Coding region: 53-592 (179 amino acids)
Biological process (GO): protein transport to vacuole involved in ubiquitin-dependent protein catabolic process via the multivesicular body sorting pathway
Cellular component (GO): ESCRT II complex
Molecular function (GO): protein homodimerization activity; structural molecule activity
Source: RefSeq, a predicted model, not a curated record